CAUGGACAUCACAGAUUAGCCCGAAUGCAGCCCGCUUCUGAGGCCAUGGGCUGACUCAGCAAGUUUGGCAGCGAGGGCAUAAAAUAUCAUGCAAGGCCCUACAGCAUUCCAGAGGAUAUUGGGUGUAGUCUUAGUAAUUUCCUUUUUGAUGACUGUGGGUUCAAGUGAGAGGACCAACAUGGCUUGGGCUUGUAACGCACCACCCUUUUGGGUUCACAGCCCUCUUAAAAUCCAAACAAACCCAUUAAAAUUUUUAAGAAUUGAAGCAAACCCAUCAAAUAUUAAGAAGAAAAACCAUCAAAUUCUUGCCCAAAAAAGAUGCCUUAGAUGCAAUAGUUUGUACGAGGACAAGGAUAAUUCCCCUACGGCUUGCCUCUUCCAUGGCCACACUAAUGGGGAGAGAGGUUUGUUUGCAUUGGCACCACCACACCAAGGUAUAGAUGGUGAGUGGAGUGAAGGGAGUGGAGUGAUAGUGUACAAAUGGAAUGACAAGGACAAUAGGCCCAACACUGGGAGGCCAAACUGGAAGAAGAGGUGGAGUUGUUGUGGUGAAUAUGAGGAGAGGGCAUCACCUUGUAGGAGAGGAUGGCAUGUCUCCUAUGACGACGGGUUCACUCUAUUCUAGCUUGGGUUGAUCUUGGCUUGUAAUAUGCAGACUCAAUGGUUUGUAGGCAAGAAGUUUCUGUCAUGUAAAGAUAAUUUUUUUAAUGUAUUAUGUAUGAAUAAAAUUCUCAAGUAAA
This is a messenger RNA of Amborella trichopoda, 740 nucleotides long. The record is from RefSeq and is a predicted model, not a curated record. Lineage: Eukaryota; Viridiplantae; Streptophyta; Magnoliopsida; Amborellales; Amborellaceae.